UGUCGGAUCCAGCAUCCGGAUACCCUCCGACAGAGGGCGCGCUGGGCAUCCGACGAAGGCGAUGGGGGCGUGACCAAAUGAGAUAAAAGCGGGGGGUUCGUUAUCUCGGGGGGCUCUUUUUGGUUUGGAUUGCGAACAGAGACAAUAAACCUGGUAUGUGGUCUGUUUGAAUCUGCUUGUGUGCUGCUUGUUCUUUUGCGCGCGGAACGGACGGGUUGACGCCCCGAGGUUGUGGGAACUUAGGUUUCCACAACUGGCGCCCAACGUUUGGGGUUCGAGCCCGUCUGUUCCGUGGCGGGGAACACGCUGCACUGUUUGGUUGUACUAGUUUUUGUAUAGUUGAGUAGUUUGUUGUAGUUUGUAGUUUAUUGCUGUUGUUUCUUUGUGUGUGCGUUUUUCGUGUGUUUCUUUGAGUUUUUCAGCUCCCACCCGGUGGACGAGCCCUUGGAGCUGAUGGCUGACAAGGCGAAGGUGCCCACGCCGCAGUCAGACGCCAUUGCAACGGCAGAACUCCUGUCACGCAUGACGGAGUUGUGCUCGUUGGUGGUUCAACGCCUGGAUGCCGGGUUACACCGAUAAGAAGUCUGUUGCCGAUUUCCUGGAUGACCUCACCGCCUAUCAGACGGGUAUGGGAAUUUCGGAUGAAGUCCUAAUCCAACGCAUCCUGCAGGUUGCUUUGGUCGGAGACGCCGCCCGCUGGCUUCGGUUGCAAUCGGAGUUUACGUCCUUGCAGGACUUCCAGGAGCGGUUCAAAAACGAAUUUCUCCCCCCGGAUUACGAAUACCGUGUCCUAGAGGAAUUGCAUAAGCGUACUCAACAUCCUGAGGAAAGCUUAUCUGAAUUCGUUCGGGCAUUGCAGGAUCUGUACAGCAGAGCGGAUCCCACUGCAACGGAAGAGCAGCGCGUCGCACGGGCGAUCCGUCAGUGCCACCCGCGCUUCCGGCCCUACUUAAGAGCCCAUCGCUUUAAAACCAUUGAGGCGUUGGCCCAGGAAGCUCGUUCAAUACAAGGCGACCUCCUGGCAGAGCUUCAAUACCGGACCCCUCCGCCCCCGGAGCUAGCGUUGGAACCGCGCUGCGCGUGGUCGGGAGGAGCCGCCUCGGUCGAACGCCUGCAUGCAACAGGUUUGGGUGACAACCCCCGUAAUUCAGACAAUGCGGAGUCAUCCCACCGAGCCCUAGAUCCGUUCCUCUAUGACCAGAGGACGAUCCCCGCAGGAACGAGCCUUGACAGACCCGUCCCGCCCCGAAGUCGCGGUCAACCUGGCCUUUCAGCUAGCGAAACCCCACGGCAGCGGGAGCGGCAUCAUCCUGCGCCCCCGCAGCCACGAGCGCCCAACGGCUGUUGGAAUUGCGGCAGCCCUGACCAUUUUCGUCGGGAAUGCCCGCGACAAAGACCGAACACCCGUAAUGUGCCAUCGGGAAACGGUCGCAGCCGGCGUCCAUGAAUGCUCGCUCAACGACGUCGGCAAGUUGCGAAGAAAGCGAGCAGACGGUUACUAUCCGUGGCCUUGAUCAGUCAAAAACUAGCUUUGCAAGCGGUAAGAUAACGCAAAGAGAUGCUUUGGCUCCUCUUGCUUUUUCUGUCCGAGAUUACAUCGAGGAUAAGGAACCAAACAUCCCGUUCGAAUUUUGGGUAAAGAUUACAUCGCCCUUAUCGACACGGGAGCUACGCUUUCCCUUAUCGGGGAUAGUGUUUACGAGCAUUGCGUAUCGCGGCAUGUGUCCACAGAUGUCACUCUUCGUCUUGCUUCCAAUGACGCCGUUCCAGCACAGGCUGCAGUUGUGCUCUGGGUACGUUUGGAUGGGAGACGACGAAAGCUGCGCUUCGUGCACCUUCCUGGCCUGGCAGUUCCUGUUAUCCUGGGCAGAGACUUCAUCAUCCGGCAGAAGUUGGUGCUGGACCUGCCCAAUGGAGGAUACGUGUACCACGGGUCGUCGGGAUUUUUCCGCUUCGCCGCAGCACGGGAACACUGCACAGCACAGCAAGCUGUGGCAGCGUCCGUUGAAACGUCUGGGCUGCCGACUGUCUUGGGGUCAUUCCAUGGUCCUGAGGAGCAACGCCGUCAGCUUGAACAAGUACUGCGGCAGUUUGACGGAAUCUUUACCGGAAAACCGGGUAAGU
Molecule: messenger RNA, 2124 nt
Organism: Ornithodoros turicata
Lineage: Eukaryota; Metazoa; Arthropoda; Arachnida; Ixodida; Argasidae
Exons: 2
Coding region: 560-1447 (295 amino acids)
Molecular function (GO): nucleic acid binding; zinc ion binding
Source: RefSeq, a predicted model, not a curated record